Molecule: messenger RNA, 12402 nt
Organism: Puntigrus tetrazona (Sumatra barb)
Lineage: Eukaryota; Metazoa; Chordata; Actinopteri; Cypriniformes; Cyprinidae
Gene: wnk3
Product: serine/threonine-protein kinase WNK3
Exons: 25
Coding region: 779-10204 (3141 amino acids)
Biological process (GO): protein phosphorylation; monoatomic ion homeostasis; positive regulation of sodium ion transmembrane transporter activity
Cellular component (GO): cytoplasm; cytosol
Molecular function (GO): chloride channel inhibitor activity; protein serine/threonine kinase activity; potassium channel inhibitor activity
Source: RefSeq, a predicted model, not a curated record
UCUUUAACCGAAAAAAAAGAGAAACGAUUGUGCUCGAUUGAACGAACGCGAACGCCGCAGCGACGGACGCUGCUCCGCAAACGAUGUAAAAUAAACCUACGCGAACACGCAGCCGUUACAUUCACCGGCGGGAAGGUGUGCUGAUAAUCUCGCGGAAAGGAAGAGCAAUAUGUUUUUUAACAGAUGAUGUGUCCAGGCGGAUUUGCAGGGUUUAACGACGCCGCUCAAACAAGAGAAUCAAACGCUCUCCCAAGGAAAGGAGUAAACACCGGCAACCCUACACGACAAAUUACGCUCAUAUCCAACGAGAUGCUGACGAACUGUUGAGUCUGUAACAUAAAUUGGAGAAAGCGAGACCUUUCGACGAGCUGCUUCAGUUUAAAUAACGACAGAGGAUGCAGCACACCGGCUACACCUGAAAAUCCUCCCUCAGCGAAGGCCAUUCACUUGGGAAUCAGUCAUAUCUGAGCCAGCUACAAGUAUCUCUCAGCAGGAAAUGGAGAUAAGGAAAGUUCGCAGCAAAAACUGAAUUAACCUGCAGAUAUACUUGGAAAACAAGCACCCUCUGCUACUCCUGUGAACAUCGAGCACACGUGGAAGAUUAGGGGCACAGAAAAGAGCAAGUAAAUCUUGUCGUUGACAGCUGGCAACACUGGAAGGAACAGCUGAGGAACUUUAUAAGAGGGUGAAAGGGUGAUCACAGAGUGAGAGAGACGGGGACUGACAGAGAGCCAGAGUGCAGGAGGGGGCGGCGGAGGAGUGGGAAAGGUCAAUCGCCAUGGCGACCGACCCAGGAGAGCCCACUGCCACGGAGGAGUCCUCUGGAGAGAAACCUGAUGGAGAGAGGGAGGAGGAGAGUGACCAGGGGAACAGGGCCGCCAGGGAGAGAGAGGGGAUGCACAGCACUCCGUCUGAUUUCCCCUCCUCCCAGAGCCAGGAAAGGAGAGCUUGGGGUGCAGGAGGGGGAGGUGGCGGAGUGCAGGACGGUAAAGAAACAGAGGUGCCGGCCAGACCUCUGACCUUCUUCAUGCCCUCCUCCCCAGCAGCCGAAGAACCGUGUCGGAAACGGGAGAACAAGCGCUUUUUCCGGAAGAGCGUGGAGAUAUGCGAAGAGGACGACGAGGUGGAAGAAACCUCUGGCGCCUCUCACAGCGCCCCUCACCUCGAGUUUUGUGCCUCCGACUCUGUUUUUACCAGCGGAGCCCAGCAGUUACCCACCAGUGCCUCGGCUGCCUUGGGUGAGGAUGGCACUCAAGGCACGCAGGAUCCCGAUAAGACCGGCCUUACGGCUCCUGCUCUGAAGGGGAAGGAGAGAGAUAAAGAACAGGAAGAGGAGGCCGAGAUGAAGGCCGUAGCCACUUCACCCGGUGGUCGCUUUUUAAAAUUUGACAUUGAGCUUGGCAGAGGAGCGUUCAAAACAGUUUACAAAGGCCUGGACACGGAAACCUGGGUGGAAGUUGCCUGGUGUGAACUGCAGGAUCGAAAGCUGACCAAAGCGGAGCAGCAGCGGUUUAAAGAGGAGGCUGAAAUGCUAAAGGGUCUGCAGCAUCCCAAUAUUGUGCGCUUCUAUGACUCCUGGGAGUCUGUUCUUAGAGGCAAGAAGUGCAUUGUCCUAGUGACUGAGCUCAUGACCUCAGGAACGCUCAAAACGUACCUUAAGCGCUUUAAAGUGAUGAAGCCCAAGGUUCUUCGAAGCUGGUGCAGGCAAAUCCUAAAGGGUCUACAGUUCCUACACACACGUACGCCACCCAUUGUGCACCGUGACCUCAAGUGUGACAAUAUCUUCAUCACAGGCCCGACCGGAUCAGUAAAGAUUGGCGACCUGGGCCUUGCCACCCUCAUGCGAACAUCGUUUGCCAAGAGUGUCAUAGGUACUCCAGAGUUCAUGGCCCCAGAGAUGUACGAGGAGCACUAUGACGAGUCAGUGGAUGUCUAUGCCUUUGGCAUGUGCAUGCUAGAAAUGGCUACCUCAGAGUACCCAUAUUCAGAAUGCCAAAAUGCUGCACAGAUCUACCGCAAAGUCACUAGUGGUAUCAAGCCUGCCAGUUUUGACAAAGUAAACGACCCUGAGGUAAAAGAAAUCAUUGAGGGCUGUAUUCGCCAAAACAGACUUGAGCGGCUCUCAGUAAAAGACCUUUUAAAUCAUGCCUUCUUUGCGGAGGACACUGGCGUGCGUGUGGAGCUCGCUGAGGAAGAUACAGGCUGCAAAGACUGCCUGGCUCUGCGCAUCUGGGUGGAAGAGCCAAAGAAACUCAAAGGCAAGCACAAGGACAACGAGGCCAUCGAGUUCAGCUAUGACUUGGAGAAUGAUAGUGCUGAAGAAGUUGCACUAGAGAUGGUGAAGUCUGGAUUUUUCCAUGAAAGUGAUGCUAAGGUGGUGGGGAAGUCAAUCAGAGACAGGGUGACUCUGAUUAAGAAGUCCCGUGAAAGACGGCAACAGCAGCUCCUCCAACAGCAGCAGCAACAGCAACAACAACAAAGUCUGGAUGAACGCCGUGACUCCUCAGUCCUAACCUCCUCCUUUACUUAUGUCCAGCCUUCAGGCACCACCUCCUCACAGGGUACAGGAGCUGCUGUAGCUACUGGGGCUCAAGGAGAGGCAGAGGAGCUGCCGGAAGUGGACCAACAUGUCCAACAGCAAGGCACUGCUUUGGGCCUCACAGAGGGGGAGAGUCUUCCUGCUGUCAGUGGACAAAGCCAAGCUUUUUCUGUACCUGAGACAGCGAACCAAUGUGCUCAUGCUCAAACCAGCUACCCCACUGCCGCAUCUGGAGUGAAAGGAGCAGGGGUUGUGUCUCAUCCCCAGCUGCUCCCUAUUGGUCAGAGCGGAGGGGUUCCAAAUGUGCCUGUUGGCCAGAAUGGUGGGAUAUCUGGCAUUUCCAUUGGCCAAAGUGGUGGUGGGGCUCCUAACAUUCCUGUGGCACAGACUUUCAUUCAACCAGUUACUAUGGCAUCACAGGUCCCAUUAAGUGUGCCUCAACAAUAUUCGCAGCCCCUCCCACAAUACUCAACAGAUGUUACAUCCUCGCAGAUGUUACACUCCCGAUCCACUGAUGCCUCCACUCCCCACACUUCUCUUGCACAGUCACAGUCAUACAUCCCCCCUGUAUCACCCCAGGCACCCAUGACUGUCCUCACUUCCUCCAUCCCGGCUGGAGAACCUAUAGCAUCAGCAGGCAAAAUAAUGACACCUUUGCAAACCCAAACUACUAUUGCUUCGGUACAACCCACUGAUGUUUUGCCCCAGAAAACUAUUGUUCAGACGCAACAGCAGGUGAUGUCAGAAUUGCCCGCAACAUUGCAACUUAACAUCCAGCAACCAACACCACAAAAGCAGGCAAAUAUAAUACAGCAGCACCAGACGGUGUUGUUGCCACAGCAAACAGACCAUGUUCAGCAAAUGACGGUUUUGUUACAACAGCCACAGCAUGUAGAAAAACCCCAGGUGGUUCUGCAGGAACAGCCGCCACAUUCUAGUGCAUCUCAGCAGCCAUAUAUCCCAUUGCCACAGCAGAAACAGCAAACAAUGACCAACCCUCAGCAAAGUGAUCUACAACAGGUGUACAUGCAACAACCUGCAACCAAACCCCAACAGCAAGUUGUAAUACAGCAACAUCAGGCUUCAGUACAACAACCCCCAGUGGAACAAUAUCAGCAUCAGACUCCGCAACAGCAGGCACAGCAAGUGUAUUUGCAACAAAUGUCUGAAUCACAGGAGCAGAACAUGGUAAAAGCUUUGGUACAACAGCCACCGGUGCUUCAAACAAUCCAGCAGCCAUUGCAAUUGACGGAGAGACAACAACAGCAACUUCUGAUUAGGCAACAAAUGGAGCAGCAACAGAAAGCUGUUUUGCAAAGUCAAAUGGAGAAACAACAACAGCAAGUUUAUAUUCAGCCACCACAACAGCAGCAAGUUGAGCAGCAGCAAAUUCUCUUGCAGCAACAACAAAACUUGGCGGUACAGCAACAGAUUGAGCAGCAGCAACAGGCAUUACAUCAACAAAAGCAAAUAGAACAGCAGCAAAAGGCGAUUUUACAGCAACAGGUGGAACAGCAAAGACAACAGCAACAGGCUUUGUUUCAGCAACAGCAAUUGGAGCAACAACAAGCAUUACUUCAGCAGCAGCAGCGCGAACAACAACAGGCUCUUCUGCAGCAGCAACAAUUGGAACAGCAAGCUUUGAUACAGCAACAGCAGCAACUCAAAUUAAAACAACAACAAGCUAUUUUACAUCAGCAACAGUUAGAACAGCAGCAGCAGGCUUUGUUUAAACAGCAGCAGCAACAACAACAGCUCGAGCAACAGCAAGCUCUAUUGCAACAGCAGCAGCAACAAGCGCUCAUUCAGCAGCAGCAGCAGUUAGAGCAAAAAGUACUGCAGCUGCAACAGCAGCAACAAAUCGAACAGCAGCAAACUUUAUUAAGCCAGCAGCAGUCUCAGCAGAUAGAGCAACAUGUUCUUCAGCAACAGCUGCAACUACAGAAGCCGGCAGAUCAACAAUUGCAACAGCAGAUAUUUCAACAACAGACCGAACAGCAACAACAAACAUUGCUACAGCAAAGAGAGUCACAGAUGCAGCAACAUCUCUUAAUGCAACAACAUCAGAUUGAAUUACAGCGGCAAAUAUCCGAAAAACAACUGCAACAAGUUUUAUUACAGCAGCAACAUUUGGAGCAACGUGCUCCUCUGGCAGAUCAUAGCGGACAACAGCAAGCAACCCUAGUGAAAACUCAGCCUCCAGAGACGAUCCAGCAGAUUAGUCAAAUCCAGCACUCUCAACAAAUGCUUCCCCCACAACCUCAUCUUGCUCAACAACAAACUGAGCAGCAGCAUGUUUUGAUUCAACAGCAACAAGCUGUCCUCCCCCAGGCAUCACACAGACCAUCUCUGGUAGAGUUGCAAGUUCCAACCUUGGUUCAAACAGUACCAAAAAUGGUUAGCGCUCAAAUACCUAGUCAAGUCCCAGCCCCAGUACUCAUUCAGCAGCAGGUACCACCACAGAUGUCUGCUCAACCUUCAACGCAAGUUCAGAUCCAAAGUCAAGGGGAGCCUGCGAUUUAUUGUCAGAUUCCCUUGCAGUCUCAAAGUCAUCCUGCACCCCAGACAAUAGGAGGCCAUAUUCAAUCAGGCCCACUACAAGUUCCACAAGCAACUCAACAAAUCACAUCUCCAACACAAGUUCCUACACCACAACCCAUUCAUUCUUUUAUCCCAACUCCAACACAAAUGGUCUCACAAGGGCAAACUCUUCCAUCCCAAUCUCAGUUGGUACCACCUCAAGCUGCGGCUUCUCUCCAGUGUCAAGUUGCAGUAGGAUCAACUACCCCUGCUCCUCUUGUGCAUGCUACAGUCCCAGCUGCUUCUACACUUUUACCCCCACAAUAUGCUCAAGCACCUGUCGCUUCACAAAACAUCCAGCCUGUUCAGCUAGACCUCACACAAUCUGUGAAACAACAGCCACCUCUGCAGCAAUAUCAGCAAGCAGUACUGUCUCCUGUGUCACUUGCACCUACCAUCAACCCAAUGGCCACUUCAUCCACGCAGUGCUUUUUACAACAGACAAACCAAUCUCAAAUGCAGACCCAGGCUCCGCAAGUUAUCCAAGCUCAGCAGCAACCAAUCAGUGUGCCCUCGAUGCAGACAGUUUUGCAGCCCAUUCCUCCUGUACAACCUCAGGCUACGCAACCAUAUGAACAGCAGCUGCCACAAACCCAACAUGUUCAGCAACAACAACCCCUGCACCAUCAGCAUCAGGCCCAACCUGUGCAGCAGCUUUUGCAACCGAAUGCUGUCCUACAGCAAGAUCUCCACCAACAACCUAGUCAGAGUCAACCAGUGCUCCAACAUAUGCUCCCAAUUCAUAUUUCACCCAGUCAGGUACCUCAAACCCAAGCUAGAACAGUACCACUGUAUAGUCAGGUGGUUUCAGGACCACCACCCUCCCCACAGAACCAGCAGAAACCAACACUUCCCACUCAAGUGCACACACAGACUAGCAUGCAAUCACAAUCACACUCAAAUGCACAGGUACAGACCCAUGUAGAGGCUACUGGGAGUUUUGAGCAACCUCCUUACUCCCAAACUGCCUUUAUUCCAUCACAGAUCCCCCCAAGUCCAUCUCAUACUUCCCUACAGCCGCCUGCCACACUCCCAGCCCUAAAACCAUCUGUCCCAGUUUCAGAAAUUCCUGUUACAGUAGAGGCACAGCUAACCCAGGCAAGGCCUGCCGAUAUGAUCCCCUCUUCCCCUCCUACUGUGAGUGCUUUACAGUCCCAUGACUCUAAUGGAUCUGUGUUGCCCACCACCUCGCUGACAGAAAGUGACGCUGCAUUGCUGGGCAUUGCUCAGGAGAGCCUAAAUCAGUCUGCCAAUAGGGGCUCUUCAUCAGGCUCUGCUCCUGCCAAUGGAGAUGAGGGUCAAUCGCAGUGGGCCAGUGGAAAACAAGAUAAGAUAAAGUCUCAGAGGAGAUCAUCCUGUCAAAAAGCUGAAAAAACUCAUUUUCAACUCAGUAUGUUGCAGGUCUCAGGCACAGGGGACAACAUGGUAGAGUGUCAAUUGGAGACUCAUAGCAACAAGAUGGUCACAUUCAAGUUUGACAUUGAAGGAGAUGCACCAGAGGACAUUGCAGAUUAUAUGGUGGAGGAGGAUUUUGUCCUUGAGCCUGAAAAAGAGAAAUUUGUUGAGGAGCUGAGAGCUAUAGUGAAGAAAGCUCAAGGAAUACUAAGUACUCACUCACAGACUGGGUCUUUGGAACAGCUCCAUGUGAGCACCCCAUCCAGUGCAACAAUGGAUUCAGCCCCUCAGUCUUCCCCCGUGGGUCGCUGGCGAUUCUUCAUUAACCAAACCAUUCGCCAUCGUGACUCACACUCCAACCAGGGAGCUUCGACUCCACCUCCAGUGGGAGAGACCCGAGUUCCCAAGUCCACAGAAACAGAGAAAGAUCAUGAGAGUCCUCAGCGCUCUGAGUCUUUUGCUGGGAUAGCAUCUUCCCCAAGUUCUUCACUGUCUGCAUCCUCUCCUCCAGUCUCUACUGUAUCAGCUCCUGCAUCCAUGUCAGCCUCAGCCAUUGCUUCCCAAAAAGAUGUAACACCUACUCCCUUGCCAACAGUGAAGCAAGCCUCCUCUGCUGCCCUGCCUGCAGGUCCAAUCCCUGUUAUGGCUUCCAGCACCUCUGCUGGUCCUUUCCCUGCAGUUGGAGCCCUUAUAUGCUCCAAUGUGGACCAAGGAAAAGCUGCUGUUAAAGGUGAGGCUGAGCAGCCCCUCUCUACCUUAUCUAAUUAUGGGACCCCUCCAGCUUCACUGGUGAUCCAUGCUGAUCCUUCACAGCAACUACAAGUACAAACCCAAAUGGCACCCUUGCAGACAACGGAUAUACUUCAACAAACCCAGACACUACACUCAGCAAUGGUUAUCACAGAACAAGUUCAGAAACAGCAGAUUAUACCUCAGCCAGUGCGCCAGGUUGCUCCUCAGCCACCUACCCUUCAAUCUAGCGAGUCAAAAACACUACCACAGCCAAUUCCAAUAGAGACCAUACCUUCGCAGGGAGCUCUUCCAGCUGCCCAGGUUCAGCAGGUUCCUCACCAGCUAUUACCAGUUGAAUCUCAACAGCCGGCAAUGCAACAGAGCGCUUUCUUGCAGCAACACAGCCUUCAGACAGCUACUACUGAGCUAAUCCAGCAGCACAAGGUAGAACAGUAUGUGUCUCAAGAAACCACAGCGAUACUGACCAUGCAUCCACAGCAUGUCCUCCAGACCCAAGAUCCCCAACAGCUUCGAUCUGCAUUUCAGCCAGUGAUCCCGCAGCAGCUUCCUAGUGAGCAAACGCAGAUGUUACUCCAGCAAGUAUCGCAUGAGAUGGCACCAAUGACACAAACCUCAGUGCCUCCGGCUGUGCAGAAGCAGGCGUCUAUCCAGCAGUCGGAGUCUGAGCUGUCCACAGGUGAAGACACCGUCAGCCACUCCGCACCACCUCAUCCCUCUUCAGACACCUCUCUCCCACCUCUGCCGCUCUCUGAAACGGCUCUUCCUGCCCUCUCCCACACUUUCACACCCUCUCCGGCCCAGCCCUCCUCAGUAGCGGAGUCAGACAGCGAAGGCCCACCCAAAAUUGAGUUUGUGGACAACCGGAUCAAGACAUUAGAUGAGAAGCUGAGGACUCUUCUGUAUCAGGAACACAGUGGUAGUGGGGCAGCAAUGGGAAGUGGCUCCACCAGUAGCUCUGCUCCUGCCCCCUGCUCCACCUCUGGAUCUGCUGCAGCCUCCACCGCAGUUGAUGAGAUUUCAGAGCUCCCCAACACUUUCUCCAUUCCUCCUGCAACUUCCUCAGACACCUCCCCUCACUCCACCUCUUCUACCACCUCCUCCACCACCCCUCGCUCUUCCUCUACCUCUCCAGAUGGAGAGCGAGAGCGAGCAGGUGAAGAGGAGACGAUACCAUCUGCUGUGCAACGCCAACCUGCUUCAUCCUUCUCAUCUACAUCCCCUCCAUGCUCUCUCGUUUCCCCUCCACAGGAGCCUGGAUCUCCAAAAGUGGCCAAUGAAUCAUCUGUAAGUGCUCCCCCUUCCCUCACUGAAAGCUCCACCCCAGGAGAUGUUCUGUUGCCUUCCUCUUCUCAGCCGCCUGUCCCCCUGUGGCCUGGACAACAGCAGCAGCACAAUGAAGGAGGUGGAUAUUUUGGCCUAAACCUGACAUGUCCUAGUAUCAGAAAUCCUGUUAGCAAGAAAUCCUGGACUCGCAAAUUCAAAAGCUGGGCAUGCAAACUGCGCCACUCCGCCAGCUUGUUCAAGAAGCCCAGAGUCCAGCAAGAUGGCAACCUGAGCCAGGGGUUGAAGGAGGAUAGGGAACCAUCUACAAAUGACCAACCGUGUUCACGCAGAGGCCGUUUCCAGGUGAUUCCAGUGUCCCAGUCCGCUGAACCCCUUCCAACACAGGAAGCUGCACCAAGCCAGGGAAUAAUGCAAAGAAAAGUUGGGCGUUUCUCAGUCACCCAGGCCGAACAGAGAGAGGAACAUUUGACCGACAGCUCCCCCGUGUCACCUGACCUUGAGCGAGAGAGGAGAAAAUCUAAAGCAAAAGAUGGCGAGAAAGACGAGAAGAGAACUACAGCGCCCAGUCACCCGCCAAGGAGUCAUGCACACUCACCCCUGGGCAGCAGCGACGAUGAGAGCGAGGUGGAGGAUGAAGAUUUGAGGAGAGAACUCCAUAAGCUGAGAGAGAAACACAUCAAAGAGGUGGUGUCCCUGCAGGCACAGCAGAACAGAGAGCUGCAGGAUUUGUAUAGGCAGCUCCGCUCCCUUAAAGACCACAGGCAACCUCUGUCCAUGACUCUACCCCGGACCUCUCCUCUGCCCACCGCACCUCUCGCCAUCUCCCCCCGCAGACCCCGACCCGCCAAAGCCAAGCUUCGGCCCCGACCCCACUCUCACAUGGAUAACAACGGAGUCACACACCAAGGGAGUCUUCAGCAGUCUAGCAGCUAUUCUGGUGGAGAGCAAAACAGGCUUCAUUCAUACUGCAAGCCAGAGAAAUCCCCAUCACUAACCACUAAUAGAGACCAGAGUCCUUCAGCCCAGGGUUCUGCCAAUAGAAAGAGCACAUUCACAGAUGAGCUGCAUAAGCUUGUUGAUGAGUGGUCAAAAGAAACGGUUUGUCCUGUUCAACCCAAGCCUUCACUAAAUCAAAUCAAACAGAUCCAACAAGUGCAGGAGUUGGGCGGUUGGGGCCAGACUACUGAGACAACCGCCUCAUCUGGUUGGUUUUCCGGAGCCCCUUUGACCUCUCCCGUAUCAGUCAGCAUGUCUACAGCGGCGGCUAUACGAGAUAGCACCAUCGGUGGACAGACUCAGCUGCCUCCGACGCAGUUUCCCAUCGCUCCCAUCUCCCAGCAGAACACGAACGUGCAUCGCCAGCCCCUGCAGUACAGCCCGUCUCCCCUGCACCCGCAGCAGGUCCAGCUUCUAUCAGGACCCCAGCCCUCGGUGUCUGGCGCGCCCUCCCUCGUCACUCCGGCGGGGCCUCCGCUGCCCCCCGCUACCAGCAUCACGACUGCCUCUGCCCCCGCCACCAAUCAAGACGCCGUCUUCUCCUCGUGCUCCUCUUCCUCGUGCUCCUCUUCCUCCUGCUCCACCUCCGCUCUGCCACCCAGUGCCAAACUCCACCCCAAACCCUCCACAUCCACCCUUCCUUUAGGACAGCAGUGAGAAGAUGGGUAGCGGUGUACAUCUUGUACAGGAAGGACGCUAGUAGCAAGCGGUUGCGUGUUGGUGUGUGUGGGUAUGGGGGUGUAUAAAUACUGUAGUGUGUGUAUUUGUGUGCGCGUGCGUUUGUGUUGCAUUUUUCAAAAACAUAUCCUCUGUGUGUUUCCACACCGACAAGUUUUCUAUCCGACUUAACUCGCCCUAUAUAGAGACAUUUUUGACAUGAGAGAUGAUCCUCUUUGUUUUUAUUUAUCAGUGCUUCAAACGAAAGGACUAUUUGAAUUUUAAAAAGUGCAAUUAGUAACUGAUAUUUAAAUUCAUCUUUUCUGUGUUGUUGUGACGUGAAUCUGUAUAGCUUAAAAGAAAUAUUUUUUAUAUAUACGCACAGAAACGACAACAACAACCAGACGUCAAGCAGCAAAGCGCCAUCUUUGUAGAGCACAACGGAUUCAGCCGGCGGCGGGAUCGAUCGCAUGUUCCAGCGCAGAGCAUGGUAACCUUGCAACCAUCAUCGUAGCUACGAAAAACAAUCGUUGUGCACGGAUAAGGCAUGCUCCUCAUGUAUUAUAUUUUACGAUGAUAAAUAGCGGUAACGUUUUAGACUUAGCCAAGAUUUUUUCUAGAAUAACAUAAAUAGCCAUCGACUAAUAAUUCCUUUUAAGAUCCUGCAGCUGAUUCUGAGAGAAAGGAAAAAAAAAAAAAAAAAUUCAUUUGGUUUCAAAUGAAACUAGCUAAUAUGAUUGCAGUAUUUUCCUCUCUGUUUUAGCAGACGUUCAUGCUUUUAAGGUUUACACCAUUAACAUUAAUCCCAUGGUGAAGUGUGCAAGACUAGACGGCUGUUUGGAAAGCUCAAAGUGAAGUGAAUGCAGCUUGUUCUUGUUCUUGUGUAUUUUUGCACAGUCCCGUAUGAACGUGCUUCCGUGCACACCGAACUGUGAUCUGUGAACUGUGAGUUUGCUUUUAAUGAAUGCGACGCAUCAGCAAAACACUGGCAAAAAGAUGUAUUCCUCAUUGAAUCUAACUUUUCAUCAGAUGCUACUCUGGUGGAAAAUUCCACACGCACACACACACACAUACACGUAGAUAUAACUGCCAAGCAAGUUUGGGAGAAAAUCCACAAAUAGGUUGCCUUUCUACAGUGUAUUUUUCCUGAUCAUAAAGCUUUUAUGUGAUUCAGAUAUCAGAGCCCAGCCUUUAAAUCAGCAGCUACACAACUCUUGUUGUAUAGCCUGACUGCUUGCCGUUGUCAGAAUGCGUUCUUCAUAAGUCUGCAAUGCCCAUAUACAGAAACCCCGACUGUGGUCUUCAGUGUUUUGUUGGGAAAAGUAACGGAAGGUUAGUACGAAUGAGGCAACCUGCAUUUUUUUUCCAAGAAGUAGGUGAGAGAUAGACAGGGUGGAAUGUAUUGUGUAAGGUGCACUGGGAACGAGGAACCGGUUUGUGUUGUGAAGCUUUUUAACUUGUGCUAAUGCUUGAACUCGUGGAUGUUACAAAAAGAGGUCAACGUGACCGCUGCCUACGGAGGGUGGCGAUCAUUCAGUUUCCAGUAUUUCGUGUCACUUUUCUAAAGACAAAGACCCACCUCUUCACGGUAAACCAACAGUACAGUGGUGGUGAGUCAGAAGGCUGUCGUGUCUAAGAAAACUCCAGACAUUAUCCAUUUGAUCUGCACAAAUGGGGAAAUGUAAAGAUGACCCUCUGCUGAAGUGUUACCAAAAUGUAAUCUUAAAAAGAAAGCGUUAUUUUUGUAUUUUGAAAAGGGUUGUAAAAAAUGUAAAAUUCUGUACUGAUCAGUGUUGAGAAAGCUGUGGUUAUCUGAUAAGACACAGGUCCUGAAACGGUUUCUUGAGUUCCCCUGGCUUCCAACUUUACUCCAAAAGUCAGUUCAAACAUUACAAUGAUAUAUAGAUUUGAUUUUUAGAGGGGUUUAAAUUCAGAGCUAGUGAUUGGGAAUGUUAGAAGCCAAAUCAUUUUUACAGUGGAGGUAUAAGUGUGGGUGAAGCUGUACAGAAGAACCGGGGGGUCUCAGAAUUACUUGACUGACCACCAAUAAUUAAAGGUUAUUUAAAUGAAAAUAAUCUAUAGGGGACUAAACUUAUUGCUGGUGAUUUUAGCUACUGUAAAUUGUAACUAAUUCAACUGUUGAUUCUAUUUAUGUUUUGUAACUAAUCAAAAAUAAACACCAAAUGUUAAACAUCAAA